Paramecium tetraurelia is the source of this 733-nucleotide messenger RNA. RefSeq lists its product as uncharacterized. NCBI's taxonomy places the organism in Eukaryota, Ciliophora, Oligohymenophorea, Peniculida, Parameciidae. The transcript is spliced from 2 exons. The record is from RefSeq and is a predicted model, not a curated record.
AUGGUCAUUUUUAAGGAAUUUUUUGUUUUGGAAUUCUUCAAAUAAAAGAAAUAAUUCAAUAAGCUCCUCAAAACCCCCUUACACAAUUAUCAUUGCACAAAUACCAUGAAGCCCCAAAUUUAAAGAAGCAUUAAGAAAAAGAUAAGAAAACACAUUAUACACAUGAUCAUAUUAUAUGAGAAAAAUCUUAGUUCCCCUCACAACACAAAUCAAUAUCUCCUAACAAAGCAUCCAAGUUUAGAAACAAGUCCAGAAACAGAAGUGAAAGAACCUGGGAGUAUGUUAUCAUUCUUAUUAAACGAAGAAAGACCCUAAAUAAACUCUUCUUAUUCUAUAAUCUCUAAAUCAGAAUAAAUUGUAACAAAUUGAAACGAGCUCUUGUAAAUGAAUAGUGAUUUGCUCAAUCAUAAGACUCAAUAUUUAUAUGUAUUUCAUUGCAUUUAGAGAUAAUUUUAAUUUUUAUUUCUCACACAGUUUAUAAUUCAUAAAUUCCAAGCACAAGAAUCAAUGCAUAUAUUAAAUUGCAAAUUAAAAGUUUGAAAUUUAGGAAGUCGGAAACAACCAGAAUAAUAUUACUCUCGAAAGUAUUACACAAAUUAGUAAUAUUGACUUGUAUAGAAUAACUUCUAAAUUUUCAGCCAAAAAUAAAAAGAAACUAAUUAUAAAAUUAAUUAUAUGAAGUUUUUGAAUUUAUAUAUAUAGUCUCAAUUGAAUCACUCAGUUAAUGUCUUAA